GUACCCCAAGCCCCAGCGGCACCAAAAAGGGAACUGCAAGGGAAAACUGUUGCUCCAGCUCCUCCUCCAACACUGGCCCCACCCAAGAAGACAGGAGUUCGUCGUGGGACAACCCUGCAGUCCUCAAAGACUGCCAUUGGAGUAAAGACACAAAAUAAGUCCAAGCUCCAGACAGCAGACAAGAAGCCGCUGGAAGAACUGCAGCCACUUUCCAAACCAGUGGAGGGUCUUUCGCAAUGCUUCAAGCUUAUGAGUUUAGAAGACUGGAAGAAGAAGAUUGAAGGCCUGCGAACCGUCCAAGCCCUGGCCCAGCACCAUCCAGACACACUGAUGGAAAAACUUCAUGAAGUGUGUCUGGCUGUGAUAGAAGAGGUUAAAAAUCUACGCUCCUCAGUGGCCUGCGUAGCAAUGGACACCAUGGGGUAUCUCUAUGUCUACCUGCAGAAGGACAUGGAUACUCAGGCAGAGAGGACAGGCCGCACUCUGCUGCAGAAGAUUGCACAGUCAAAUGCAAACCUCUUUGUGCAGCAGCAGGCCAACAAGGCCCUGGAGGCACUGGCGCAGAAUUGCAGCCCUGCUCGUGUCCUCACCACUCUGCUGAAUAAUGGGCUGAGCCACCUGAGCGCUGCAGUGAGAGCCUGCACAGCUCAGCAGCUUCACCUGCUGGCUGACGGACUAGGAGCAGCCGCAAUCUUCACAGCAGGGAGGACCUUCACUCAGAGCUUCCUUACUGCGGUCAGUAAGAUGUCUCUGGACGCUGCUGCCGAAGUCAGACCCCAUGGACAUGCCAUCCUCCAGAAUCUGGCCCUUCACGAAGACUUUAUGGAUCUGUGGAGGGACAUCGUCUCCGAAAAAGAUCGAAGCCCACUGGAGAGAAUUCUGAGGACCGCAAAGAAGACGUAAAGGCGGGGGACAACAAAGGGCAGAGGGCGGCACGCUGGUGCAGUGGUUAGCACUGUCACCUCACACAAAGACGGAGCAGCCUUUAAAGCAGCCGUGGAGGCUACUUUAAAGGCUGCUCCUGUCUGUGUGGAGUUUGCAUGUUCUCGCCGUGUCUGCGUGGGUUUACUCCGGGAUGCUCCGGUUUCCUCCCACACUCCAAAGAUAUGCAGCUUAGGUUAA
Messenger RNA from Dicentrarchus labrax (European seabass), 1122 nucleotides. RefSeq names its product TOG array regulator of axonemal microtubules protein 1-like. Gene Ontology annotation, molecular function: microtubule binding. Gene Ontology annotation, biological process: microtubule cytoskeleton organization. Gene Ontology annotation, cellular component: cytoplasmic microtubule; cilium. The coding region runs from base 250 to 903 and encodes 217 amino acids. NCBI's taxonomy places the organism in Eukaryota, Metazoa, Chordata, Actinopteri, Moronidae. The record is from RefSeq and is a predicted model, not a curated record. The transcript has 5 exons.